CAAAAGUCCCACUUGCUCGUGGCAUCAGAUCUUGAUGAUAACAUUGAGGUUUCUAGUGCCCUUUGACUCAGUUGAUUGCAAAAGUCCUAAUUCUGCCCUGUUCCACUCAGUUUCUUCCUAACUGAGGAGGAAGAAGCUCUCAGUUCAGAGUUUUGACCUGUAUUUUUUUUUACGCUGGGAUUUUGCUGACUAUUGUGCAGCUGAACUCAUUUGGAGAGUGCUGCUGCUAGUUCCCUCUCCUCCUUCCAGAUAGUUUCAGGUGCAACCUGUGAUCUUUGAGCCUCUGUUGGUCACAAUUGUCAACACUUACCAUGAAGCCUGUGUCAGGGAGAAAGUCCCCAGUUCUGUACCUCCUUGGGAUUCUGACCGUGCUCCUCUGCCCUGAAGGCUUACAAGGUUGUAUUCCACCACCUGAAGUUAAACAUGGACACUUUACGUAUAUUCAAAAACAAACAUGGGGAACUGAUGUGGUUGAGUAUGAAUGUCAGGAAGGAUAUACUCUUGUUGGAGAGGCUAGAAUCUCCUGCAGAUUUUUCAGCUGGUCACCACCGGCUCCUCAGUGUAAAGCUCUAUGCCCAAAACCAGAAAUAUCAAAUGGAAAGCUGUCUGUGGAGAAGGAUCAAUAUGUCAGCUCUGAAACUGUCACUGCCAGGUGUGACCCUGGCUAUAGGAUGGUUGGUUCCCAGAACAUCUUUUGCUCAGAGAACAAAUCUUGGAGUCCGGAUGUGCCCAAGUGUGAGAAGGUAUCUGCUGAAGUUUGUGAGGCAGUCUUGAAAGGCCAAAAACUCCUACAGUGUUACCCAAAUGCCAUGGAAGCAAAGGUGGCCCUGGAGUUACAUAAAUUGUCUCUGGAGAUUGAAAAACUGGAGCAAGAAAAACGCAAAUUGGAAAUUGCUUGAGGCUUUCUCUUGGAUACAUUCUCAGGAAAGAAGUUGCAGUAUCAGUAUGCUUCACUGUGCAGGAGAGUUCUCGCCACACUCACACAAAAUACAGGAUGCUUGGGGCUGGUGCACUGGGAUGACCCAGAGGGAUGGUAUGGGGAGGGAGGUGGGAGGGGGUUCAGGAUUGGGAACAUGUGUACACCCGUGGCAGAUUCAUGUUGAUGUAUGGCAAAACCAAUACAAUAUUGUAACGUAAUUAGCCUCUAAUUAAAAUAAAUAAAUUAAAAAAAUACAGUAUUUUUUACCUUACUAACUUCUACAGUUGUGACUUUCUUAUUCUUUGAUUAGCUGUAGGAUCUAUAGUGAUGCUUAUUCCUGAUGCUGAUAAUUCAUAUCUUCUCUCUUUUUGCUUCCUGACCAGUCUGCCUUGGAUUUAUCAAUUCUAUUGAUACAUGUUUUAUGGCUUAGAAUGUGGCACUUGCUCAAUAUUCCAUGUAUUCUUGUAAAGACUGUGUGUUUUGCUGCUGAGUGGUACUCCCUAUAAAUGUCAAUUAGGUAAAGUUGGUUGCUAAUAUGGUUCCAGUCUUCUCUAUCCUGGUUGAUUUUCAGUCUAUUUGUUCUAUCAAUGAUUGGAAGAAGGGGUAUCAAAAUUCUCUUUGUAGGUUUGUCUAUUAUUUCCUGUAGCUUUUAGUUUUUGCUUCCUAUACUUUAAAGUACUAUUAUUAGGGGCAUAAAUGUUUAGAAUUUGUAUCUUCUUGAUAACUGACCCUUUUUUAUUAUGUAAUAAACUUCUUUAUCUUUCAGAA
This is a messenger RNA of Bubalus bubalis (water buffalo), 1687 nucleotides long. Its product is annotated as apolipoprotein R. NCBI's taxonomy places the organism in Eukaryota, Metazoa, Chordata, Mammalia, Artiodactyla, Bovidae. The transcript is spliced from 4 exons. Bases 312 to 899 code for a protein of 195 amino acids. The record is from RefSeq and is a predicted model, not a curated record.